Messenger RNA from Nerophis ophidion (straightnose pipefish), 1543 nucleotides. RefSeq names its product zinc finger protein OZF-like. NCBI's taxonomy places the organism in Eukaryota, Metazoa, Chordata, Actinopteri, Syngnathiformes, Syngnathidae. The record is from RefSeq and is a predicted model, not a curated record. Bases 1 to 1320 code for a protein of 439 amino acids. The transcript is spliced from 2 exons.
AUGGAGGAGCCUUUGUGGUGGUGUCGCAGCUUGGUGGUCGUGCCGUCAGAGGAGGAACACAGCAUCAGUCAAGAGGGAGAUCAUCUUGAAGUGGAUCAUCUUGAACUGCGAGUGGAGUUCCCAGUGACUGGUGUCCCUGUGGAGAGUAAAGAUGAUGAGGUCAAAGGUGAAGGUGAGAAGAGGGGAGGGGCGGAGCCUCCAAGCAGCAGCUCAACACAACACAUGACAACAGAAGCUGAUGGAGACCACUGUGGAGGAUCACAAGCAGACAAGCUCUUAGCUCCACUAUCAGAUAGUGAGGACACAACGUCACACUCUCCUGACACUGAUGAUGAAGACUCUAAAGAUGAUAAGACAUGUCACACUGACAACACUCACUUGAGAUGUUCUCUCUGUGACAAAACCUUUAAAUACCAUUGUCGUCUGAAAAUACACAUGAGAACACACACUGGAAAGAAACCUUUUUCUUGUUCAAUCUGUGGCUUAUCUUUUACAAGGAAGGAACAUAUGAAAGAGCACACAAGAACACGUAGAGUAGAAAAAAAUUAUGUGUGUCAUGUGUGUGAUUCAAGGUAUAUACGAAGUAAAGGUUUGAAAGAACACCUGAAAAGACACACUGGGGAAAACCUUCUUAAGUGUUCUGUGUGUAAUUCAAGUUUUGUCCAAGGUGAACAUUUGAAAAGACACAUGAGAACACACACAGGAGAAAAACCUUUUACCUGUUCACUCUGUAGUAAAAGUUUUGCACAAAGUCAAAUUUUGAAAGUACACAUGAGAACACACACUGGUGAAAAACCUUUUUCCUGUUCAACCUGUGGCUCAUCUUUUACAAGGAAUGAAUAUUUGAAAGUGCACAUGAGAACACACACUGGUGAAAAACCUUUUUUCUGUUCAGACUGUGGUAAAGGUUUUACAAAAAAAAACGUGUUAAACGUACACCUGCUAAUACAUACUGGAGAAAAACCUUUUACCUGUUCAAUAUGUGGUAAAAGUUUUACACACUGUCAGAGUUUGAAAAAACACACACUUUUACACACCGGUGAAAAACCUUUUACCUGUUCAAUCUGUAGUAAAGGUUUUGUACAAAGUAACACUUUGAAAGUACACAUGAAAACACACACUGGUGAAAACCCGUUUUCCUGUUUCGUAUGUGGUAAAGGUUUUGCACAAAGUCAAAAUUUAAAAAAGCACACAAGAACACACACUGGUGAAAAAUCACAUUCAUGUUCGAUCUGCAACAUGAGCUUUUGUGAACGAUCAACCCUUAGACAUGAGAAGACACCCAGGAGAGAAAGUGUUGAGUUGCAGUGUGUGUGGUGAAAGAUUCUCUUCUAAGUACCAGUGUAAGAAACACAAGUGUGCUGGUGAGAACAGCAGCAGCAAAUGAAACUGCAGGAUUUGAAAUAAACUGUCAAGACUGUAAUUUUGACUUUCUAACAACAUCAGCACAUAUAACAUGUGGGACGUUGUUUGUUUAACAAUCUUUUUAACACGCUUCUACAUUUAUAGAUUAGAUAUUUUAUAUUAAUGCUUUUUUCAGUCA